Messenger RNA from Dromaius novaehollandiae (emu), 6755 nucleotides. Its product is annotated as amine oxidase [copper-containing] 3-like. The transcript has 2 exons. Gene Ontology annotation, cellular component: plasma membrane. Gene Ontology annotation, molecular function: primary methylamine oxidase activity; copper ion binding; quinone binding. Gene Ontology annotation, biological process: amine metabolic process. The coding region runs from base 4493 to 6148 and encodes 551 amino acids. The record is from RefSeq and is a predicted model, not a curated record. Lineage: Eukaryota; Metazoa; Chordata; Aves; Casuariiformes; Dromaiidae.
GUUAUGCUCGUUCCUCUUUUCAACUGUGUUGUAAAUUGCUGUGUGCUGCUUUGUAGGUUGUUUCUGUUCCUUUAGUAUGCCUUACAGUAGGCCCAAGGCCUUGGGUUUGAUGUGAUCUGUCCCAGUCUAACCCAGUGUGUUGGACUAAGGUCAUCUCAGUUAAAACAGAUGUGAUUUGCAUGAUGCUUCUGUGAGUCUGGAACCUGUUCCAUGGCUACUGCUGCAUCUCUGCUGAGCAGGUGUCUACAGUGUUGUCUUGGAGCAGGCACCUUGAAUACCACGCCUGGUACAUGUAUUCAGUGCAUGGUCCAUUACUCUCUUGGUUCCUCUGUGCAUAUGAUGCCUAAGGAAAUAUAGACCUGUCCUUUAUCCCCCUGAGUCAAAGCUGUCCUCAGCUCUACCCAGAGGAAUGUCCUUGUUUUCAUUGCACUUCCAUGUCUGUUACAGCAGAGCCUGGGUUGCAGAGACCCGCUCUCCGGUGUUUAGCACUCUUGUCGUGCUAAACACACCUAAACACUGUGUCUGCCAGCUGGUGGUUUCCAGGCCCCUCCUGUGAGCCUGUGCCCUGGGAGACAGGACUGUGCGCCUGGGUGGAGGGAGCUCCAUCUCCCCUUGUGGCCCGGGUGCCGCUAGAUGGGGCCCUUGAUCCAGCCCCAGGAGCGCUGCCUGGCACGGGCUGAGCCCCGGGCUCCGGGCGGCCUCCAUCCAGCCCUAAAAUCCUCAGCCUCUGAGAAACAAGAGUGGGCAGACAGGGCUGGCUGCUGCACGGUGCUUCCCGUGGUACGGGAAAGUCCUGCUGGUGUCUGAGCUCCUCCUAGGAAGGCAGGAAUAGAGCUGAAAACACAGGUCCCUUGGAGCCAAAGCAGCUGGAGCCAGAGCUCAGGAGAAUUGUUGUGGACAGGGCCCAACGUGGUGCAGCGUGAAGGCUACCUCCUCACCACAGCCAGAAGAAAUAAAACACCCAGGUGCCCUGUGCCAGCAGUUCUGUGGAAAGAAGGAGCAUCCAAGACACUUGUGUUGGCAGGUGUUGAUAGGGAGCAUGGGCUCAUCCACAGGAGCAGGGAAGGGCUUGUUUAUGAUCUUCACCUCUCAGUCUCGAUGCAGUGUUUUCUGCUUUGCUCUCCAGGAGAAGUGGCAACAUGCCAUCAGAGCUUGAAUUCAGAUUCUUGAGGCAUCCCAGCUUAAAUGCAGUUGCUGUUAAAGCUUUUGAGAGGAGAAUAAAGGCACAGCGGUUGUGUGCAGACACAGACACUGCCAGAAACAGCCAGCCUGAAUAAGGUUCAAGCCAUUUCCACCCUUCUGUUUUACACAAGCUGACCAUAUGAGAUGCGAUAAUGAGAGUGAGAGUCUUCCAAAGUCUGAGAUCUGGCUUGGGGUAUGCUUAAGACAUGCCAAUGUCAGGACUGCUGGUGACAGGUACUUUGUACUGUGCUCUUUACCACCUGCUUGGCAGUCACUGACUGAGUUCCCCUCAGCUGCAGGAUGUGUGUCUAUAGAUUUGUUUCCUAUAAAUUUCAGAGACUAUUUUUGCCAUUUCUACCUUUCUGGGUGAGCAAAGGACAGCAAACUCCUCCUUUCCCUAUUCUGUUUGGGAGAUGUGGGCAAUUUACCAAAUAUAAGUAUGGAUGGGCAGUACCUAAAAGCAACCAUGUGCCAAAAUAAAUAUCAGUAGGAUGUGAACUCUCCAUGUUAGGGGUGGGACAGAGUCAUGGGUUAAUCAGACUGGUGGGAUGAGGUAUGUGUGCCAAACACAUCAUAAACAAGUUAUGCUGCUGUUAGUGAGACAUGUCAUUUUAAAAAUUCUAGGUUAGCUCUAAGCUGCUUCAGGCUGUGUCUUUUAGAGAAGGUACACGAGCAGUUCAGUGGUACAUGUGGCCCUUAAAGAUCCCUGAUCACUCUUCAUCACUAAGGUGUUGACACAGGCUUCCCAGCUCAGCAAGCUCAGUUAAUUAUUGUGCUUCCUGAAAUGUCUGCUGCAAGAUGGAGAUGUAUUUAGGGUGGUUCUGUUUGUUGUGAAACAGAGAUCCCAUAGAAUGCAGGUUGAUUCUUGUGUUGCUUGUAAUGUGCUUUAAAAGUCUUCAGUUUUAAAAGUACAAUGGAAAUAGAUGGUAUUAAAUAAUAUGUGGUAUUAAUCAUGACAUCUGUGGCACGUAUCCUGUAAUGAGGCAGCACAGAAAGGAUAUAUCUGGCCGAAAUGAAGCUCUGAAGACCUGGGGUGUGUGCUGUGCGUUUUUUGUCAUAGGGAUGUCAUUACAGAUUAGGGUUUGUUUUUUUUUUUCUUCUGCUUCAAACAUCAGACAUGCACAGAAAUAACAAUGUUCCCAUACUUUAUUUUCAGACAUCUCACAGGCAAGUUGUAGGACUGAGUCACGAUUUGUGGGGCAGUAAGGCCCAUGGAGUUUAUCCAGUUCUCUUAAACCACUGUCAUACUGCUCGGAAAAAGAUCUUCUCUAAUUGCAGCCUAUGCCUUGACUGUUAGGGACUUGUGAUGUAAAACCAAAAGAAAGUUUGGAGGAGCAGUCAAAACUAAAUGAUUUGCUCUUUUGCACUUCUUUAAGGAAAUGUGAACGUGGACAUUGUGUGUGCGGUCUCAGGUUCCUGUAGCAGUCUCAGCUCAGCUGUGCAGGUGUAUGUUGCAGCAGAACGCUUGUUAAAUUUCUGGGAGGCAGGAGGCAUGCCCUGGCCCUGCUGCUAACCUGCUUGGCUGGGGCGACAGCGUUCCCUCUCUUCUCUCUGGGCUGUUUGUAAGAUGGGAUAUCAUGUACCAGACUUGCACCGAAAGGGAAUUUUUCUCUCCAGCCUAACCCCAAGUGACCCUAGAAACCUUGUUGACCUCACAGACUGAGAGACUGACUUGGAGUCAAAGCUUCCUUGCUUAAUUUGGGGCUACUCGGACAUUUUACUCUGCUGUAGAGGCUGGUUGGAAGUUGAUGAGAGGGGUGUACCUCUGAAACCUGUAGCUGUUAGUUCCCUGGUAGCCAAGGCUCUUUUGUCAUGCUCUGUCUCUUCCCAUUGCUUGUCUCCAUGUCACAGAGUGACCAUGUAACCUGACUGUUGUGGUUCGCGUGGGCCUUGCUGGCGUGACUGCCAGUGAGGUAGGAAUGGUGCUCGUUGGCAUGAAGUGAACAUGCAUGCGUUUCUCUUGUCUUCACAGCUGCAGCCUCGGCUAAAGAAGUCUGAGAGCUGCCAGUGGUGGUGAGGAUAAUGGACUGUGUCCUAUAGCAACAUGGCCUUCUGCCUAGCAGUGUGGUAUCUGGUAAGUGCUGCAGGAGGACAGUGAGGAGAGACUGAGUCCAGGGCAAGACCAGCUGUAGAGGAAGAACUCAAGGCAGUACCAAGGGAGGAGGGCAUGUCUCCCACCAGGAAACUCUGAUGGGAGGAGGAAGGGAAGGCCAGGGUGAGGUGAGGUGAGGCUGGCAGCAGGAGUGGAAAUGUUGUGUUGAAUCUCCAGCCCUGGUUCUCUUGCAUUCCUUAUGCCUCUCAGCACCAGCUCAAGGACAGGCAGGGAUUGUACCUAAAGCUGUGCGUCUUGUCCACCCCAAGCAUCUACCCUGCGGCGGAAUAGAGUACUGAGUCCUGUUGCCUGCUCAUCGCCUUCUGGCUCAGCCCUUUCAAGAACGCUGUGAAACCAGUGAGGAGACCUCACCUGUGACGAUGGCUGAAAGCUGUUUUUGUAGCCCUUGACUGGUAGGAAUCCUGGAGGUGGUGGCUCAGCCUGGGGAGCAGGGUAGACUGGCAGCAUGGUGAUACCUGGCACUGCCAUCACCUCCCUGCUUGGAUGCCAAAGGCAGAGCAGAGGUUGAGGUGUUUGUCCUGGUCCUUGAGGGAGUAUCUCAGAAGCUGCACCUCGAUUUUAUCUUUGAAUCUGAGGUAGAGACAAAAGCUGCUUGGAGUGUUGGGGGGACUAACUGGUUAACAGCUAUUCAAAGGUGCAGACUAAGAGCUAAUUGUUCACUGUGCAGUGGGGCCUGAAUCUCAUCCCAAACUACAUCUCUCCAUGCCUGCCAAAGUUUUUCUGCUACUACACAGAUGGAUGUGUUUUCAGCAAAGGCUUCCAUGUGGAAGAUUUAAAAAAAAAAAAAAAAAAAAAAAAAGAAAAAACACAACUCUUAACUGGCUUGAAAUCAUGCUGCCAGGGGGAAUGUUUACAAGGAAGCAGCCUGAUAAACAAACAAGGAAACUUGGCAGCCUCAGGAAGUUGGGUUGGACUGAAAAAGUAACAGACUGAUGUGAAAUUUGUCUGAGUCACUGACUCUGCAUCUCCACUAGUUCUUUCAGGGAACUGUUCUUGGAGGAAGACAGAGCACACUGCAGCUGAGAGUGGAGAGCUGCCCUUUCUGGUCACCACGAAUUUCAGAUCUCCUCCCCUAGCCUCUCCCAGUCUUUUGUACUUUCUGUACUAAUCUAUCCAGUGCAGCAUAAACUGACAGAGGCAGCAGCUAGAAACCCUGCUCUGGAAGCUCUCUUAAAAGCCUCAAAAUCUGCAGCAGAGAUGAACAUGAAAACUGUGCUCAUCCUCCUCGUUCUGGCUUUGGCCACGAUAUUCGCCCUGGUCUGUGUGCUGCUGACCAGGGGAAGGGCUCCCAGCAUCUGCCAGCACCAGCGCCCGGAGCAGGAGGACACUGACGACGGCCAGAGCCUGGUUUUUGCUGAUCUGAGCCCAGAAGAAAUGGUCCAGGUGGUGCGGUACCUGCAGGAAAACCUCGGGGUGCCGCUGGUGGACGCCUCGCGUGCUUUGCCCUCCGACAACUGCAUCUCCUCGGUCGACGUGCAGGUCCCCGCCAAGGCGGAGGUGCUGCGGUUCCUGGACGGCGGGGGGCCCCGCCCCGCGCGGGAGGCGCUGGCCGUCCUGUACUUGGGUAACCAGCCGGACCCCAACAUCACCGAGUACGUGGUGGGUCCGCUGCCGACGCCGACCUACCACUGGGACGUCACGGUGCAGAAGUACGGGGGGAAGGUGCCGUACCACCGCAGACCGACGCUGGCUGUUGAAUACAAACAGAUUGCAGGGUUUUUAAGGAGUCAAGUGUUCCCCACAGCUCCAUCUUUCAUGCACCAAGUAAUUGAAUAUGAUGAAACCAAUUUAGCAUCCUUGACAACAGCUCCCCGUGGCUUCCAGUCUGGAGAUCGGAGCACCUGGUUCGUUCUGUUUCAGAACGUGAGCGGGUUCUUCCUGCACCCGCUGGGGCUGGAGGUGCUGGUGGACCACAGCAGCCUGGACAUCUCCCAGUGGGCGGUGAGCAGAGUCUUCUACAACGGGCAGUACUACAGGGACAUGGCGCAGCUGGAGAGCGCCUAUGUGCAGGGCCGCCUCGGCGUGGAGAAGGUGAAGAAAGCCGCGUGGGACGGGGACUUCUCAUCCAUGCAGCCGCGAGCCCCUCCUGCCGCAGUGUUUCCUGUGCAGUAUGAGCCCCAGGGUCCCCGCUACAGCGUCAGGAACAACCACGUCCUCUUCCAGGCCUGGAGCUUUGCCUUUGGGAUGAGUGUGAACACGGGCAUGCGCCUGUUUGACAUCAGGUAUCGGGGGGAGAGGAUUGCCUAUGAGAUCAGCGUUCAAGAGGCCUUGUCAGUGUAUGGCUCCAACUGUCCUGGGGGGAUGUCGACGAGGUACAUGGACGGGAGCUUUGGCAUCGGACGCUUCAGUUCUCCCUUGGUGCGAGGCGUUGACUGCCCCUAUUCAGCAACUUACGUGGAUGUGCACUACCUUGCUCAGUCCCAGGUCUCCAGAACUAGUAAAAACGCCCUGUGCGUUUUUGAGCAGAACCUGGGCUCCCCUCUGAGGCGCCACUACUCCAACUUGCAGUCCUUCUACUAUGGGGGACUGGUCAACUCUGCUCUGAUUGUUCGGUCCAUUGUAGCUUUGGGCAACUACGACUACGUGUGGGACUUCAUCUUCUACCAGAAUGGGGCCAUUGAAGCCAAAGUCCAAGCCACGGGGUACGUGAGCUCGUCCUUCCUCCAUGGGGACGGUCUGAGAUACGGCAAUAGGGUUUGGGAGCACACGCUGGGCACGAUACACACCCAUUUCAUCAACUAUAAAGUGGACUUGGAUGUGGGAGGUAGGUCUGGGGUCUUGUCAUCCUUAAUGCGUGUCACUUUAUUGAUAAACUGCAGAGCUGUGGGAGGGGAUUGGCCUCCUAGUCUGUAGAGCCCCUCAUAAUUGUCAUCAGAACCCUGCUUUUUCCCUCUCCUAAUCUCCUCCUUCACUGCAAAAUUACUCUUCUACACAUCAGAUAGUCUGUCAAAGGCACCGAGUUGAAGGCAAUGGGAUUUGUCCAGGAGGUCUUUACUCAGCCCAGGGAAAGUAUGAAAGGUAGCAGCUGAAAAACAUUUGUGUUUCCUUGAGGCCUCACAGCUGGCACUAUGUGUGUUGCCAGAAGCAUGGCCAGGCAGACGGGGCAGAGACAGCCCUGUCUGCAGGACUGGAUGAGUGAGCCUGCGCUUGCUAGGUCUGGUGCUGGUCCUGGCGCACUCUCCUUGUAACUUGGGAAAGUCCUUUCUUGUGUCUCAAUGGCCCCAUGUAAAGCAGGGCAGCCGAACUGUUGUGCUCUAGGGCUGAACUUGUGCAGCUCUGUUCCUGCUUCUCUUUUGUGGAAACACUUGUAACUUGGAUCCUGAGGCUCGGACUGCAAAGCCACUGCAGCGAGCCAGUGAAUUUCCCCUGCUGCUACACACAGUCGUGUCUUCUGGCAGCGGCUCCCUGCAGAAGGGCUGUGUCGUGGACCAGCCUCCGCUGUCUUCUGGCAGCGGCUCCC